AUGUUUGGAUUUGAUUUUAAUAACCCAUUUACCAAGAAGAAACGUGAAGCUGAACAAUUAGCUCGUAUUCAAGCAUUACAAGAAGAACAAAGAGAUAGCCGUGAACAAAUGAGGAGUGGAAAUUGGGAAUCGAAAAAAAAUAUCGAAAAUGCAUUGAAACAAGCCAGUAACAAUAAUACCAUGUCAUCUCAUUAUCAACCUGGGCAAUCAACUAAUCGAUCAAAAUAUCAAUUUGAAGCUGAUGAGGAAGAUGAUAGAUUAGAAGAUCAGAUAGACAAAAAUUUGGAUAGUCUUGCAGCGGGUUUAGGAACUUUACAAGCUAUGUUAUAG
Entrophospora sp. SA101 is the source of this 330-nucleotide messenger RNA. The record is from the annotation of a GenBank genome assembly. NCBI's taxonomy places the organism in Eukaryota, Fungi, Glomeromycota, Glomeromycetes, Entrophosporales, Entrophosporaceae.